AAGGAGUUAGCAAAUCUGCUUGGCAUUCUGUUGCCAAUAAAGACCAAUCCAUUAUUAGCAAAAGUUUAGUUGAGGAUCUUCUUGAUAAACAGAGGAAUUCUUAUGCUGUAAGAACCUUUUCACCAGAAGUUGAAAGUGCCAUGCGUGAUCUUGGCUUUUUGGAGGAAGCUAACUUUACACGCACUGUCAGGGAUUGGUACGAGGCACAAGACGAAAGAGGAAUGCCAGCAAUGGAGAGAAUUGAAAAACAAAUUCAGAUGAGGACACUUCUUUUAAAGAAUGUGAAGUUCGACACAUUUCCCCCGCCUUCAGGAUACAUCAAAGGAUUCCCCAUUCAGAUGUUCGAGGGGUUUCUUUUGUCAAUUGAUAGCCACCUUCAGCUAUAUAAACUGGUAAGAGGCGGAACUAACAAUCAACGAGCUUUCAGCUCUUUAGAAAAUGAAUCCUUCUUUGGAACGCUUUCGGAAGUUGACAGUAAUAGACUUGGAUGCCCAAAAGCUGUGAAUCUAGAGCGUGUUAUGAGUCAAGUAACAGAAGUGUUACACUACAGACAAAAUCCAGACUUAAGG
Molecule: messenger RNA, 569 nt
Organism: Owenia fusiformis
Lineage: Eukaryota; Metazoa; Annelida; Polychaeta; Sabellida; Oweniidae
Source: the annotation of a GenBank genome assembly